AUGGCGAUGCCCAGCGCAUGCAGCGGGUGUGGUAUCAUCUUGAACAGACUCGCGACAGACGAAUCGCACUGCAGUAUGCACGACAUGUACGCCCUCAAUGGUUUCUUCACCUGUUGUGUGUGUGCGAGGAAUGGCGGUUGGCAAUUCUUUGAGAGCAGUGCCUGCGCCUCCUGCAAGUCAAGAGCUGAACAUAUUCAUCUGCAGAAGGAGCACAGCGUUGCCGCGCCUGCUAAUCCUGUCAAGGAGUAUCCUUCACUCUCCAAGCUGAGGGAGAACUCCUUGACGCCCCUUGCGCGUCAGGAACGAUUCGAGCACAUGCAGGCUAGGGUCCGCCAGAAGGUGAUGGAGAAGCUGAACCCCAGGAAAGACACGGAAGUCAUAAGCACCAGGAGGACUUCCAGUAUGGGCUCAAACAUGAGCUCGACGUCGUCGAGGAGAAGGGCUCGACGACUGAAAGCCCUCACACCAGAUAAACGAGGGGAGCAGAGUGACUCUAGCGCUUGA
This is a messenger RNA of Guillardia theta CCMP2712, 504 nucleotides long. RefSeq lists its product as hypothetical. The transcript has a single exon. Bases 1 to 504 code for a protein of 167 amino acids. NCBI's taxonomy places the organism in Eukaryota, Cryptophyceae, Pyrenomonadales, Geminigeraceae. The record is from RefSeq and is a predicted model, not a curated record.